CUUUUGUGUUUUGAUUUGUAGUAAAAUUAAUCUUUUAUAUUCAUGUGGUUACUUAUAUUAUCAAAUAAAUAUGUUGCCUAGUGAUAUUCGGGUAAGUAAACGCGUUCGUUCGAACAAACUCUGAAUAACAUACAAACGUCAGUUACUAGGAUUUUUUUUGCUAAAUACAAUGCCAAUAAUAUAAAACAUAUUGGACAUAUUCACACCCAUACAAGUACAAAUCUUACAGGUUCGUGACGCAGUAAUUGACAAAAAUUAUGUAAAUGACCACAAAUUUUGUGCAAACUACAAUAAACAAAUAAGAAACUGAUCUAGAGUAAUAUGCAAGAAAAUGCUUAUGCAUUAAAUCGGCAGUUUUGUGAAACCUUUUAGUGAAAAUAUAUGUAUGUGCAUACACAUUUUAGAACAGUACCCCAUAGCAAGAAAUUAAUACAAGCAUAGGCAGCAAGUGGUAAAAUUGCUCAUAAACAUUUACCCCAUGAGUAUGAAAAGGAUCACAUCCGCAAGACUUUCUAUUUCUAUUGGACAGGAAUUUUUGAGUUUCAUUAAAAUUUAAUCAUAAUUUUAACCAUUUGCCAACAUAAUUGCAAACUAAGUGAAUGAUAAAACAAUGCGAUGUGAUUGCGAUGUUUUCAUCAAUAGUUUUUUUGUUCCCUUAUAAUAAUAUAUUCGUUAAAAGAAGUAAACAACUGGCUACCCAUAAUAAAUUAUGCAUAAACGAAAACUGUUUACAUUUUCACACAGAUUAGUUCACAUUUGAACAUUUUUGCCCAGUGUUAUAAAUGUGUAUGUGCUUGUUCAAACAAGAAUACAAUUAAGCUUGGCAACUCCUGAUUUAAAGGAGGGUUUGGAACAGGAAUUGUGAGUACGAAUCCAUCGGUACCAUCCCCCAGUGAGAAUUCAUUUUUCAUAAAACAUGAAUUACAAAUAUUAAUCAAGCGCGAUUAUUCGCGCAGGGCACUUAUGCAAAGUUCCAUAGCCAUGAAUAAAAGUGUUGGCGGAAGGAUUUUUACCGCUCAGCGUUAACGUCGAUGUGCCAUCCCUAAAUAAAAGCGGCAACUUUACGUCAAAUAUCAAAAUGUGUAGUUGAAUUUUUGUUGUGAAAUUGUAUUAUGCAGAAAAAUUUCGUUUUUGGUAGCCAACUUUACUUCGGAACGUUCUGUCAAAAUAGAAAAUUUCAACUGCUCAGCGUCGCCGUCGCUGUAUUUAGGUAUGCGGCAUACAAAAUGUAUGGGCAUGAGAAUUUUUUGACAGUCAUUUUCCGCUGCCGCUUUUAUUUAGGGAAGGCAGUGAUAGAGCGUAAGCGUACGUGUGAUUUAAAGUCGGCACAAUUGUGCUCAACUGUGCCGACCACUGGUUUGGAACCGAUGAAAGAGGAAUCGCGCCGAUUCGCUCAUUUUCGGCGAUCCGCUUGAGUUCUUGUUCAUAACAGUUCGUUGCGACGUAAUUCGACAUUCCUUUUCUUUUUCAAAUUCUUCUAUGGUUACAUUUUUAAUAAUUACAAUACAAUAGAAGAAUUACUGCCAGAUUUAAAAAAAAAAUAAUAGAAAGAGAAUGACAGAAGUACCUGAAUCUAGGUAACCAACCCAAAUGACCCCCCAAAAAAGAAGUUGCCCAUAGCUCGUGUCAAAAGAAGUACAUAUGUCGGAAUUACAUGGGCAGAUAUUGUGCAUGUGGAUCAACAGCUAAAUGGCACUACAUCAUAUUGCAUCCUAAAAAUUAAUCAAUAAAAUAUUGGUUUUAAAAAGCAGAAACUAACUUAACAGUCACUAGCUAGCAGUAGAGAAACAGAACGUUUGUUUAUUUUCAAUGAACACCUGAGCGCAAUUCGGAAUGUUGCCAGACAUAGCUCAAAAAUAAAAUAUUUUGAUGUUGCCAGCAUUACCUCUGCGCAGAGAAAUUAAAAUUUUGUCGAAAAUACAUGUGCAGAUAUUCUGCAUGCAGAUCAGUAAAAUUUUUUCGAGCCAAAAUACAUGUGCAGUAAAUUUUGACAAGCAGAUCUUUGGUUUCUAAAAGAUUGUUUCUUUACUGCUAAUAUCUGCUGGUUAUCAGAAAGAGAAGUACCAUGAGAGUAAAGAAACUGAAAGAUAGUAGCAAUUUGCAAGGAAAUGUCUGAGUGCUAUUUUGGGCCACUAAAUCAUUUGCAUCUUAAAAAUUAAUAAAUAAAAAAUUUGUUUAAAAAAGCAGAAACUUGCCUAAUUGUCACUAGCUAGCAGUAGAUUAACAGAACGUUUGUUUAUUUUUAAUGAGCAGCUGAGCGCAAUUCACAAUGCUGCUAGACUUUGCACAAAAAUUAAAUAUUUGAAUGUUGUCAGCACUGCGCGCAGAGAAAUUCAAAUUUCACAUGGCAUGUAGAUCUGCAUUGAGGUGCAGAAUUCGAACUGUCAAAUCAGUACAUGCGUUCUACGCAUGUAAGUAGUUCCGGCAUUAGUGUGUCAAAGAUAAAAAUAUGGUAGCCCUUUGCUAAGGCGAUUAUAUAUGUUCCACAAAACCAACGGGCAUGUGGGCUCUAAAUAUGCUGUUAUGUUUUUACAUAGUUAUAUAUUAUACAUAUACAUAUUUAUGCGUCCCCACAUAUUUCAGUGCCUUUGGUUAAUGCAAUGUACAGUAGUCUGAUAGGCAUUGAGAAAGUGAGGUGUACUGUGCAGUGCGUAGACCAAAGGAAUUUAUAAAUAGUGAUUUGGGUUACUAGUGUUGUUUAUUAAUUGUGGGGAUAAAAUGGAGAAAAAUGUGGAUGAAAAAUUAAAUAGUCUGGAAAAGUAUGUGCCAUUCAUAAAUUACUUGCUGCACUUAGAUGAAGAUAAAUAUAAAAAAUUUAAAGACAUUCAACAUUGGAUUGUUUCGAGAAAAAGGUACCCAAUGAAUGUACUACAAAAGAUUGAGCAAUCCAUUAUAACGCAGUAUAGAAAUUUGUUUUAUGAUGAUGGGAUUUGCUCAUUUUGGAAAAUUAUAGUUGCAUUGAAUUUGCUACUUAAGCUACUUAGUUACUGUGAGAAUCGUCCGUACUAUGGCGUGUUUUAUAAAAAAAAUUGCUUAAAAAAUAAAGUGCCCAAACAUAUUAUGGAUAUUUUUAAUACACAUGCGCAUGCUAAAUGCUUUAGAGUUAAUUUGUGCUCCGAUGACGAAGAUAACGCUGAAAGCUCAUCGGAUAUUGAAGAAUUCGAUGAUGAUGUUAUUAUUGUAUCCACAUCACCACAAGAUAAAGUGCAGUCACAAGCAGAAACGGCAAAGCAAUGUGGCAAACUUCAAGAGAAAUCCUCAAUUUCGCAAUGCGAUAAAAGCAAAGAACAGGAAACAGCUUCCAAGCCCGUUUUAGAUCCUUGUAUAACGGACGAACCAAUAUGCAUAGAUUCCGAUGAUGAUGAGGAUGAAGUACAGAAUUCUACAGUUCCAGUUGAAGAAGAAUUGUGCGUCACUGAGAAGCAACUUUUUAAACGGAGACGAGAUUUUAUAGAUAACGUUGAAGAAAAAGACGAAAGUAGAGCAAUUGAAAAAGAAACGUAUAAGAAUCAACAAAAUGAGUUGAACAAAGAGAAGGGUAAUCCAAACGAGGUCGUUGAAUUGCAAAAGGAGGAAUUAGAUUUUGAAAAUAUGGAUAUAGAUCAGUUGAAACAAAUCUAUGAGGAUUUAACCAAGGAAUGCGGCAUUGAUGUGGACCAAUUAUUAAAAAGCAUAACACAAUCAACGGACCUAGAAAAUAAUAAAAACAAGUCGCCGCAUGAUGAUUUUGCAAGUUCACCAAUUUACCCAAAUUCGUGCGUUCCUGUGAAUCCUUACCCCGAAGCGUAUGCCAAUAUAAUGCAACCAAAUGUAUAUACUAUGCCACCUCAAGCAACCCUUCGGUUGAAUUUAAAAGACCCGCGAAUUAUUAAAUUAUUAGAAAGAUCUAAUACUCUGCAUAUGAUUUCAAUGGGUACGCCAGUAAGAAAUGUUACUCAAUCGGCGGCAUUGCCUAUACCUGAGCCUACAACCUAUGGUGAAUAUAAACGGCUAAAAGCGGAGCAAGCGAAAAAGGCAGAAUUGAAGAAGUUAGAAGAAGCAAGGAAAGCGGAACUGAAAAGCGCAGACGAAUUGAAGAGAUUAAAUGAAGCAGAAGAAUUAAAGAGAAUAGAGGAAGAGAAGAGAACUGAAGAAUUGAGAAAAAUCGGCGAAGCAAAAAGAGCAGAGGAAUUAAAAAUAAUAGAGAAAGCGAAGAAAGCUGAGGAAUUAAUAAAAAUUGAGGGAGCGAAGAAAGCUGAGGAGCUGAAGAGAAAAGAGGAGGCGAAAAGAACAGAAAAGUUGAAGAGAGAAGAGGAAGCAAAAAGAGCACAUGAAUUGAAGAGAAUAGAGAUAGCGAAGAGAGCAGACGAAGUGAAAAUAAUAGAAGAAUCGAAAAUAUCAGAGGAUUUGAGAAAUAGGGAAGAAGCGAAGAAAAUAGAGAAAUUAAGAAGAAUGGAGGAAGCGAAGAGAACAAAAAACCGUAAAGAAUUAUGGAAAAAUAACCAAAAAAAUAAAAUUACGGAAGCAGAAGAUACAAGAAUAACGGACAAAACGAAAAGAGAAGUUUAUGCGGAAAAAGCUGGAUUGGUGAGAACAUCGAAAGAUAAUCAAACAAACCUGAAGACGAAAAUAAAUAAUCUCGACAAUAAUACGGCAUUAUCGAAAGAAAAUGAAGCGCCAUAUCAAAGUACUGAAAUUUCCAGUAGCACCUAUGUAUCAAAUGAAGAGGAGACUGAUUUGAGAAGCAUAAUUUUGAAUACUAUUCUACCAUAUGGCGACAAAAUACUAAAUGUUCUUGGAAAAGGCAAUCAGUUACAAGAACUAAAUGAUAAAUUAACAACAUUGGAAAAUUCAAAAAAAGUAACCGAGCAAAUAAAUGCAACUAAUGCAUCAUCAGUAAGUCAUCAAAUAUCAUCUGUUGCUUCUACUGCAGUGAAUAGGAGUGAUCAUAAUACUAAGACCGUAAACAAUGCUCGAAAUGAACAUCGUCGAGAAGAGCGGACACAAAGCGUGCUUAAUUUUAAGAAAUCACAAAAGAGCAAGAAGAGGCCGCGAAAAGAAAAGGAGCCAAAAGCAAAACCCACUUACAAAAGGAUACGUAGUAUUUCCUCGUCUUCGUCGACAACGUCGGAAUCGUCGUCCAUGUCAUCGACAACAUCACUUCCUUUAACUAAACGAAGAAGAGAAAGUCAAACGUUGGUUAAGGAACCAAUUGUAAAAUUAAGAAGACUUUCACCGGAAACUAUUUUCAAAUACAUGAAAAUACCGUUAGCAAGCGAAUGUAAAACCAUAAACAUUCGCUUAGUGGAAGACGUGAAAAGAACAGAGAAAACCGUACAUCAUUUGGUCAAGGAGAAACCGAAAAAACUAAAUAUAAAAUACAAAAAUAUUGAAAAGCUUAUGUUAAAUGAUAAUACGACUUUUUGUGUGUUAUGUAAAUCAAAACCCUCCGAUUUAACGAAUCACUACAAAAGAGUACACAAAACCGAAUCUUAUGUGGCACGUCUCAGUAGAUCGACUUUACAUUAUUUGGAAAACAACGUCCCAUUCGCACAAAAAUUGCCAAAAGUCGCAAAACUUCAAAAGUACUCAGUUAAAUGUGCUUUUUGUGAGGAUAAAAUAGAAGAUAAGUUCAUAAAUUUCUAUAAACAUUUUUCAAAACAUACCGGCGAAUAUGCUUUUCAAUGUGAUAACUGUAAGUUGGAAAAACCUUAUGAAUUUGACAUACAAUCGCACAAAUGCCAUGCGAAGUCCUGUCGCAAUGCUGCCAUUAGAACACUCUAUCAAUAUCCACCAAAUGUGCUAGCCAUAUAUUUAUAUUGUUGUAAAAUAUGCAAUUUUGUGCAAUUAAAUGAAGCCAAUACAUUUAAACAUUUGCGGGAUCAUCACGAGAAACGGCAAGAUGAUUCGAGUUGUAUUAAAAGAUAUAUACUCACAGCUAUAAAAGAUGAGGAGACGUGUGGGAAAUCGCCUGAAUCAGAUACAAAAUAUGAAUUACUAAUGAAGGAUGCUGAUGAAGAUAUAUUGGUGAAAAAUGAGGCGAUACUGGAGGAGGGAAUAACCGAUUUCCAUAAAGAUGAAAAAGAGAAAGUAGAAGCAAAUGGAUCAACGUUAUUGCUGGAUAGACGUCCAGCGUUCGAAAGCGCACUUAGCACCGGCUUAGCUAUGAUAGAACUUCCAUAUACCAACUACACUAAAUACUCCUCUAUACUAAACACAAAUUUGAUUUCUCCAAACUCGGCACAACAAAAUGAUAUACAACCUAUAGUUUUGUCGACAUUGGAAAAUCUUAAAAUUGCGAGUGUUUCAUCGAGUUUCGACUACAUAAAAACGGAAUGCUCUGACACACUGCCAAUACAAAAAGAAAAUUAUAGUUGUAAGAAAGUACUGCAAAAUUCAAGCAACAUUUCGUAUCGCCAAUAUCCAAGUGGCGCGUCUUAUUUCGGCUUAUACAAAUGCAUGGCCACUGAUUGUCUAUUCUCAACGGACGCAAAAGAGGAAAUAUUGCAGCAUCUGAAGGAGCAUUUGAGCAGUGAAUGUCCACCCGAAGGCUGUUUACUAUGUGCCUACUGUCAAUUAGACGCAGAGAUUUGCACUACACAUGAAAUGUUGAUUGAACACAUUGAAAAAAACCACCAACAGUCCCAGUUUCAAUGCUCUGUUUGUUGCUAUCGUGGAAUUUCACCAAGCCAUGUUUCAUUGCAUUUUAAGCAUGGGCAUCCGGAACAAGAAUUUCAGAUUGUAUAUCAAUGUGCGUUAGAUAUCGCUUUAGAUACUAGUAUACCAACAAAUAUCUCCGAAUUGCUGAAAGAAAAUGUGAUACCGCUGGUUUGUCCGCUUAACGAUUGUACACGGAAUUUUCAGAGUGUAAUUUGGAUGAAAAACCAUCUAAUGCACGCACACUCUUUACCCAUUAAAAGUGAUUGUAUUGCAGCGCUUGAAAAAUAUACCUGUAUAUAUUGUACGAUGAAUUUUUGUGAUUUGGAGAUGGUCAGGAAUCAUUUGGUUAUGUGCCAUCCCGACAAACAACCUUACGUUUGCGAGAGAGUUUUACUUCCAGAAAAAGAGGAGGAUUUACUGCAAAAUUUAACGAUAACAUUUGUCUCAUUGCCAAUCAUACCAGUUGAAAGUAUCAGAUAUGUGAAGAUGAAGCCAGAAUUCGGUUUGAACUCAACGAAUGACAUGUCUGGAACAGAAAUAACAGAUAUAUCGGGCAAUAUAACCGAUGUCCCUGCAGCAAAUCAGAUUGAGUGUGACACCAAGCCAAAUUUAGAGCAAUUAGUGAAAACAGCUGAAGAGAGCGUCAAAGCCAGUUUACAGAAAUUGGUCACAAGCACAGGCAUCUCACCCAAUUUACUCUAUCAUUGCCCAGAGCCGACAUGUGGCGGAUUUUUCUCAACCUAUGAUUUGUGGCAUCGACAUAUGAGUCUGCGGCAUUGUUGUGUUUUAAGCAUUUGCCCACAUUGCGUCAACAACAAGAAGACCGAAUUGCCAUUGGUUGAUUUCAAAGAGCACUUCCAACAACACUGUUGUCAUCUAUAUGGUUGUUUCCAUUGCGGCGAAACUUUCUCAAAUGAGCAGGCAUCAAGAGAUCACAUUACGCUUGCACAUAUAGAUAUAAAUCCAAACACUUCGGCAAUACAUCUGGAAAAGGUGCCACUCUACUUCAAUCAGUCUUUUAAUAUACUGCUGAAAUCGGAAGAAAAGAAAGAAAGAUAUACCUUAUUGUUGGAGUUGCAAGAAGUCGUACAAAAUCGCUAUAAAUAUAUCGAUAAAUUGAUCAACGAUUCAUUGAAAACGCAGUGGAUUGUGCCUUAUACAGCUACUUGGUUGGAGAACUUUCCAAGUUUCAAAAGCAAUGAAAGGUUCAAGCGGAAAUGCUUUUGUCAGAAUUGUCCCUUCCAAACUUAUGAUAAUGAAAUAUUUUACGCACAUUUAAGGGAAACCCAUCAGGUUAAGAAUAGUAAAUUUGCCUGUGCCAAGUGUCAUUUUAACGUAUCGUGCGAAAGUUGGGAACCCAUCAUUGAUCACAUAAAGAUGCAUGUGCUUAACAUACACAUUUGCUCCGUGUGCUCAUAUUAUCAUCACAAUCGACAAAAAAUACGCCAACACUUAACACAAGAGCAUCGCUUCAGAGACGUGCCGAUUGUGACUAUUAUACGUUCGUCUGUUAAUACUCAAAUUUCGUUAGCCGUCGUAUUUGCAGAGCAAAGGAAAACAUUUUCCACCAUUAAACGUUGUUUUUGCUGCGAUAAAAGCAGUAAUUCGUGGCAGGCAUAUGUCUCACAUUUGAAGAAAGCACACUUUUUGACAUUGCAAUAUUUUUGCGAAAUCUGUGAUGAAUCACUUAAGCUCACAGAAUGUGAUGCGCAUUUUACUAACUGCCAUUCAACAGCAUCGUUGAGAAUACGCUGCCAAAUUGCAACUAACACUCAAAUAUCAAUCGAUAGCAUUAUGCCAUUGAAACUCGCAAUCGAACCAAAAAGUAGUGAUCCGCUUGGUGUAGUAAAAGUAAUUAAGCAAGAACCCUGUGAUAUGGAUACGGAAAGUGAUAGUGAUAUUGAACUAAUUACUGAAGAUGAUAUUGUCAUUGCUAAUGAUGUGAACAUGUGUGAAUCUCAACAAAAUCCAAAAGAUAUUAGAUGUGUAAACUUUAGGAAUUUACAAAGUCAGCACACAAACAUCGGUAAUUUUGAUGUCUUGCAUGUGUUGCCACAACCAUUAGUACCAGGUGCAGUGCGAAUUCCACAGAUGCAGCAACAGCUACAACUGCAGUCACAAUUCAUUCCACAAUACGUGCCUCCAGCGAGCCCCAUCAUAGCAAUGAAUGCUAAAAACGCGUCGUUGGCUGUCCCACGCAUGGCAAUGCACAGUCAAAAUUUAAAUUUCGCAGGUGACUGCAAUUACAGAUGUAUUAAAAUUUUAGCAAAUACCACCGGUAAGGAACAUUUAUAUAAUUCACACAACAAUCAGUUGUACCUUACCGGAAUCGACCCGGUUUUUAUUAGGUCAAAGGCUGUUAUUUCGGCUAUCUGAUCCUGUUUGGGGCGGUAAGAUGCAAAUUUAAUUGUUCUCUGAGCAAUUUCUUGCAGUAAGGGUUGCUCUAUAUCUUUCUGAUCCGCUCUGUGUGCAUCCCAGCCUGGAAGAAUUUAAGGCGUUAAGAAGUUUCUCUGUUCUCUGAAGCUAUUUUGCCAAGAGGGGCACCGCCCUGGUAACGUUGAAACUAAUAAACGUUUUUGACCGAGACAAUUUCACAAAACUACUAUAAUACAUUGAAAAAAUAAUACUUCCUCUUCCUGAAGAGAUGGACCAUUAAUUACCUGAGUGGUCGACAAUCAUCACUAUAAGUUCGAGUUAAAAUUUCAAAGUUAAGAGGAAUUAAAUAGAAAUGGUGUUCUCUCUCCACCACAGUUUAACUUCAACAUUUCGAACCACCAGAGAGAACUAAG
Messenger RNA from Zeugodacus cucurbitae (melon fly), 9428 nucleotides. RefSeq lists its product as uncharacterized. Gene Ontology annotation, molecular function: sequence-specific DNA binding; DNA-binding transcription factor activity, RNA polymerase II-specific. Gene Ontology annotation, cellular component: nucleus. NCBI's taxonomy places the organism in Eukaryota, Metazoa, Arthropoda, Insecta, Diptera, Tephritidae. Gene Ontology annotation, biological process: regulation of transcription by RNA polymerase II. The record is from RefSeq and is a predicted model, not a curated record. The transcript is spliced from 7 exons. The coding region runs from base 2719 to 9015 and encodes 2098 amino acids.